AUGUAUUCGUCAAGCAGCGAUAGUGAAAGUACAGAAAAAUAUAAUGCUAAAACCGAACUGCAGUUUAUAGCAGAUCAAAUUACCAAUGCCCCCGUAAUUUUGGAAAAAUCCCAAACACCAAAAAUAAAAGCUAGAAAGGAUGAUGCUAUUAGAAAUGUUACCAGGAAGUACGAGGUAACAUUUGGUAAAGCACUGGAUUCAAAAGGCUUUUUAAAGAAAAUGAACAAUAUGAAAGGAAGCUUAAAGAAAAAAACAGACUUGAAUAAAACUGGAAAUAAACCAAUCAAACUGUUGGAAUGGGAGAAAAAGUUAUUGAAGGCUAUGGAGGGCGACAGUAAUCCUACAAUUGGAAAAAUCGGAGGCGCACUGCAAGUUGGUAUUGAAGAUGGAUCUGCUCAGCAUAGAUUGGUUUGCUUGAUAGCAAUUUUGUUGAUUCAAAAUUCUAUAGAGUCUCCUUCAAGGGACGCAGGACCGCACGGUGCAAACAGAGGAAAUGGAGGAGGAAAAUCCGGAGGAAAAUCGGGAGGAAGUAGUAAUAAAGGUGGAAACAACGGAGGAAAUGGUGGAAAUGGUUAUGGAGGUGGUUGUGCUGGAUGUAGAUUGGCUUGAAAAUAAUUAUAUAUCUCGCUCAUAUAUCUUUGUUAAUAGUUACUAAUUGGUAGGAAAUAUACGAGAAAUAACUUACAUUGUCACAGCAUGUGUGUAAAAUAAAAUUAUUCAAAAUGUUUAAAUACUAGUUUUGAAUUUGAAAUGUAGAUUUAGAAUCAUAUAACUGGUUAUUUGAGAAAUAGGUAGGAAAUUAUGGACAAAAUUAGCAAACAUUUUUCUCAUUUAAACUUAUACCAAAAAUAUUUGAUAAUUUUAUUUCUCGACUUUCAGGUCUUCCUUACCUUCGUUGAUUAUAAAUAAAAUAGGUACCGAUUUUAUUUAUUCACAGCUCGAAUCAGAUAUUUUUUUAUGGGCUGCUCAAAUAUUAUGUGAUGUCAUUACCCAUUUUCGGGUUUUAAUAAUUAAAAAUCACAUUUAUUGACAGUUUCUUAUGUCAAAUUUAGGUUUCGUGAACGUUUUGGGAUAUGAUUUAGAUAUAAAACAUGCUUACAAGUAAAUAUGUGAUUUCUUAUUAAUGAUUUCCUUAGGUAUAAAUAAAACUUUAAAAAUUUUGUUGUAUACAAUAAUAAUUUCCUAAUAUUUUCUAAUUUAUGAAAAAAAUAUUUAUCGUUUCGUUUUAGUAUAUUUAAUAAUUAAAUAAAACAGAGGAGUAAUAAUGGUUUAUCUUCCAACCAACGCAUCUUCACCUCUAUAGUACCUUAGAUAAUAGGGAAAUAAGUCUGUUCCGGGUACAAAUCUUGGGCCGUAGCCUGGUCCAUUUACAGGACCAAAUCCUUGAGAAGCACCUAAAAUUGAUUUAAUUCCAUACAUACAUUCCUGUAUAUUUGAGAAGGUAUUAAGUACUAACCUGGUCCGAAUGCUCCACCGAAACCCCUUCCAUAUCCGGGUCCAAAUCCUCUAUUAAAUCCGGUACCCACGCCUACACCAACUCCUGGACCAAUUCCCCUACCAAAUCCUCUUAUGUAACCACCACCAAUCCCUGAAGCUGGUCCAAUUCCAUAAAAUUGACUUUGACAUGUUCUAAAACUGAUUGUGAGUAGUACCGCAAGUAGAACGAUGAGAUU
This is a messenger RNA of Psylliodes chrysocephalus, 1673 nucleotides long. The record is from the annotation of a GenBank genome assembly. NCBI's taxonomy places the organism in Eukaryota, Metazoa, Arthropoda, Insecta, Coleoptera, Chrysomelidae.